Molecule: messenger RNA, 2568 nt
Organism: Melanotaenia boesemani (Boeseman's rainbowfish)
Lineage: Eukaryota; Metazoa; Chordata; Actinopteri; Atheriniformes; Melanotaeniidae
Product: LHFPL tetraspan subfamily member 6 protein
Exons: 4
Coding region: 1298-1900 (200 amino acids)
Cellular component (GO): membrane
Source: RefSeq, a predicted model, not a curated record
AUGAUAUUUUGGUCCGUUCGAAAUUAAGUCCGUUCGGAGUGUAGGAAGGCGAUACAAUGUUCCGCUGUACUUAUUUGAAUAAUUUUUCAGUGUUUGUUGAAAAGGAAGAGACUACAACUGACUGUUUAUUAAGCCUAUAUAUAUUACAUUACAUACUUUUUUAUUUCUAUAUAAUUUCUAUGGAGUCAUUACAUAAUAUAUACUUAUUCUGAAAAACAUAGUAACAAAAAGAUCAUUAAAGAUGUUCUCACACUGCCAUUGUCUUAAUUAGAUGUAAUUACACCAGCUGCUACUGAAAACGUACGUCAGAAAUUAUGUUUAUGAAUUUUCCAGGAUAUUUGAUAAUAGUGCGUUCAAAUGUUAUUAACAUAAUUCUUCUGUGAUUGCACAAAUUAAUGUAUAACCAUAUUUAAAUGUCUUCAAAUGACAAGAAUGCAAACAUAGACCAAAAAAUCACACAACACAAACAAUAAAAAAGCAAAAAAUAAAUUCUAUUUGAAUCACCACCUAAAAUUAAAUUAAAAAUUAAAUCAGUUUCUGAAAAACCUAAACAUCAGUUGGCGGCAAGCGAUGCUUCUAUACAAUACUGACAUGAUAGUUGAGGUAUUUAAAUUUGUGUCCACCUCCUCGUUGUCGUUGGCACGGUAAAAUGAUUUUUUAUAUAUAUAUAUAUAUAAUCGUGAAACGCUUUAUGGAAACACCAACUCUAAAGAUAUUAUUGGAUUUGGAGAUGUCCAUGAAUGCACCACGUACACGCAGGAAUGAUAUGAGCGGAGAGUCCAGCCCCUGGGUGGGGAUUUGUGUGAUUGAUGGUCACCUCCCAGCAGUGCUUCACGGGCUCGCCUCCUCCCCGCCUCCCUCCCCUCCUCUGAGCAGGAAUGUGAGAUCGGGAGUCCGGUCAGUGAGCGAAGCUCCUCUCUGCACCACGCAGGAAUGAGUAAUUGAUGAUCGCUCGAUUAAAUACAUUGAUGAGGAGAAAUUUAUUCGUGUGCGGAUACUGCUGUCACUUUUCUGGAUUUACAGUCUUAACUCGAUCUCAUCUCUUUCCUCUCUUCCUCGACUGGAGAAAAGUUUGCUUGGAGACCCGACACAGCUGGAGUCCGCAGAUGGGAACGACCUCUCGUUGUACAACGAGCGCACCUUAUAUCGGAAGUCUUCCAGCAUGGACAUGAAGUCGCUGAGAAGGUGAAGACUGCAAGUGCUAAAUGCUCACUGCUAGGCUUCCAGCAACAUAGCAACUGCUCAUCUAACUGCUGUCCCUUCAGUGACUGUGUCAACCAUUUGCAGACUGUUUACGAUGGGGUCUAGUCUGACAUGUACGGGUGUUAUCUGGGCCCUGUUGUCCCUGCUCUCUGCUGCUGCCUCCUGCGUUGGUUUCUUCAUGCCCUACUGGCUGCUGGGAACGCAGAUGGACAAGCCAGUAUCCUUUGGCACAUUUCGACGUUGCUCUUACCCAGUGAGGGAUGAGGAGAAGCAGAUCACAGUGAUGCUGGAGCAGUGUGGUCGCUACGCCUCCUUCCAUGGCAUCCCAAGUCUGGAGUGGAGGAUCUGCACAGUGGUGACAGGUGUGGGAUGUGGCCUCCUCCUGCUGGUGGCGCUUACAGCUCUCAUGGGCUGCUGCAUCUCUGACCUCAUCUCACGUACAAUUGGUCGCGUGGCCGGUGGCAUCCAGUUUGUUGGAGGUCUGCUCAUUGGGUCUGGCUGCGCACUCUAUCCAUUGGGAUGGGACAGCGAGGAAAUACAACAGACCUGUAACAACAGCUCAAACCAGUUUCAGCUGGGCUCUUGUCAGAUUGGCUGGGCGUACUACUGCACAGGAGCAGGCGCGGCCGCCGCCAUGCUGCUCUGCACCUGGUUGUCCUGUUUCGCCGGGAAGAAGCAGAAGCAGUACCCGUACUGAGGACAGCAUCUGCGAGACGGGGACAGACCCAGACCUCGAGCGGUACAAUAAAAGGGAGAGGGCUCCGACUCUGUGGAUUCACAUCAGUACAGCACAUCAGGCACCAAAGACACUAAGUCAUUAUGGUGCACAUUGUGGGACUUUACUCAUUUAAUAACUGCAGGGACUCUUUCAUAAUGCAGCACACACACAUGGCUUUGAAAACUGGCUACAUCUCUUAAAAAAACAAAGAUAAAAGCUGUAUGGACCAAUCCUGUUUGUAAAAUUGUUACAUGACUUUUUCUUUAACGAAGUGUUCUCUCUUUUCUGUCUUCUUCUACAGUCAUUGAUGUUUCUGUGAUAGUGUUGCCCUGCAAUGAACAGACAAGUAAUAUUCCCUCAUUAUUACCUGAAAUGUAUCUGCCACCUCUUUGUGUCUCAUUCUUGCCUUAAACACAACCUGAAAUGCAAUAAUCCCUAAAAUGUAAAGCAGAGCCGCACUGACUGCCUGCCUCCUCAACUCAGACUUUUAAAAAAAAAGAUUUAAGCAGAGUUUAUUUAACACAUUCAUAAGAUAUACAUUGUGUAUGGUAAUGUAUUUUAUCAUCUUAUCACAUGUUUUGUAUUCACUCUGAAUAUUCUUGAUCAUUCUUUUUUUGUUUUGUAAAUAAAUGUUUACUGAAAUUCUG